AUGAGUGGCUUGCUAAGAUUUCUAUUGUUCUAUGCCCUGACCACAAUGCUAGCCAGUGGCCAGGAUACAACUAUUAGUGAGGAAAUUGCAACCGAAGCGGCACGGGGAUUGGCCAGCAGCUACGAGCCUGAGGAUAAGCAGGCAUUGAAAAAAAACACACAAAUCUUCAUGGGCAUUUACAAGAACUACAAGAGUACAUAUUUGGGCAAUAAGACGACCAGUGAGUACAAGAAGCGUCUACGGGAUCGCGUUAGUGCUGUCCAAAUGUCCAACAAUGAGGCCAGUGCAACGGCAACUGAAAUAGCAGAACCAGAGCAAGUGGAGGCCAUUGCCGAUGGACAUGUCGAUGCUUUGGCUCAGGAAAUGCGUAACGAUGCCAAUGCCGAAGUCUUGUUGGAGGCACAAACAGAGACAACCAUUUAUGAUGACACUGAGGGGACUUCGGGCAAAAAGAGACGCAAGCGUAAGCGCAAAUAUCGCAACAACAACAAGAAACGCGAUGAAGAUUCCGAAGUCAAUACAGAGCCAACUUUGGAGGAGGAGAAUGAGAACAUGCAGCGGUAUCAAGUGGGACCCGGCCUAAAUGUCAGUCUGGACAUGAGCAAUGACAUUGUCCAUGUGAAACUGGAUGGCGAGAAUCUUAAAGAUAUUGUCGCCGCCCGUUGGCUUAGCUUAGACAACAGCGAGGAAGGCCGUGGCAAGAAGUACGAUAUGAUAACCAAAGUUUUACCCCUAUUCAUCCUGCCCUUUCUUAUCCAAUCGGCAAUUGUGCCAUUUCUGGUGACGAAACUCAAAUUGCUGCUAGUUAAAUCCAUACUAGUGGGUAAACUGGCCAUUUUCCUGCUCAUCAUUUCGGCCAUUAAGAACAGCAAUAAAAUGGUCCAGAGCUAUGAGGUGCCCUCCUAUUGGGCUGGCGAACCGAGUCGGCGUUCUGAGCUGGCGGCAGCCGCGUCUUCGGCGGCAGCGGCUGCCUACAAUGGCUAUCGGGUGGAAGGCAAACCGACAACAUGGAUAAGCUAA
Messenger RNA from Drosophila willistoni, 1020 nucleotides. RefSeq lists its product as uncharacterized. The record is from RefSeq and is a predicted model, not a curated record. The coding region runs from base 1 to 1020 and encodes 339 amino acids. The transcript has 2 exons. NCBI's taxonomy places the organism in Eukaryota, Metazoa, Arthropoda, Insecta, Diptera, Drosophilidae.